Messenger RNA from Medicago truncatula (barrel medic), 1304 nucleotides. Its product is annotated as B3 domain-containing protein At5g06250. Lineage: Eukaryota; Viridiplantae; Streptophyta; Magnoliopsida; Fabales; Fabaceae. The coding region runs from base 158 to 1150 and encodes 330 amino acids. Gene Ontology annotation, molecular function: DNA binding; DNA-binding transcription factor activity. The record is from RefSeq and is a predicted model, not a curated record. The transcript has 2 exons.
CCAUCAGAUAGUAUAUAGUUCCCAUCCCACAUCAAACCAUAAUCAUCACGUCUCUUCUACAUCAAACCAUUCUAUAUCCUCUUUCUCUUUCUUUCUCUCUAUCCUUUAAUAUUCCUCAUCAAUUUUCACUUUUUUUCUUUCUUUCUUUCUUUGUUACAUGGAUCUUUCAGAAACAUCACUCUGGUGGACUCAACAACAUCAACAACAACAACCGAUGUUAUUAGUCGAACCAACAUCUUGGUCUCUCCAUCACCACCAACCUCCAUGGUUCAAUUCUCAAAUCCAUGAAAACACACCCCAUUACAACCUCAAAAACAUAGAAGAUGAAGAAUUAGACACCACCACCACCGUCGUAGAACCCGAAGACGAAAAAGAAUCAAUGUUUGAGAAACCCUUAACUCCUUCUGACGUAGGAAAACUCAACCGUCUUGUUAUCCCAAAACAAUACGCUGAAAAAUACUUUCCACUCGGCGGAGCAGACUCCGCCGAGUGCAAAGGACUUUUACUAAGUUUUGAAGAUGAGUCAGGGAAGUGUUGGCGUUUCCGUUACUCUUAUUGGAACAGUAGUCAAAGCUAUGUUCUAACAAAAGGUUGGAGUCGUUAUGUCAAAGAUAAACGACUCGAUGCUGGCGAUGUCGUUCUGUUUGAACGACAUCGUGUUGAUAGUCAGAGACUUUUUAUCAACUGGAGGAGGAGGAGUGGGGAUGAUCAGUCGGCUUAUGUUAGCAGAGGAGUGGGACAUCAUGGUAAGGGUAGUGAUGGGAAUGGUAAGAAUGAGGUUGUUAAUGGUGUAGGGUGGUCCAGAGGGUUCUAUUCUGCGCAUGUUCCUUAUCCUACGCAUCAUCAUCAAGUCUUGCCAUACCAACAUGAUCAAUGUCUUCAUGCAGGUAGAGGGUCCCAAAGUCAGAACCAAAGGACGAAACCGGUGGGAAAUAGUUCAAGUUCAACUUCUAGUUCAAGGGUACUUAGGUUAUUUGGGGUCAACAUGGAAUGCCAACCUGAACAUGAUUCUUCAACACCUCAAUGUUCUUAUGAUAGUAACAAUAAUAUGCCAUUAACACAAGGUACUAUAGAUACCUACCAAUAUCAUCAACCUUCUAAUUCCAAUUCUCACCCUCACGUGGUACGUCACCAACCAUAUUACUACUAGAUAUAUGUACCAUCUUCGAGGUUGGGUUCUAAGUUAUUUUUGUCUUAGGUGUAAGAUAUUAAUUAACUAUGUAUCGACUUUUGUUAAUUAGUUUAUGCAUUAAUCUUUUGAUUAACAUGAAAAGGAAUUGUUGGUCGAUUAUUGAGGAUCUUUA